Messenger RNA from Puccinia graminis f. sp. tritici CRL 75-36-700-3, 1413 nucleotides. RefSeq lists its product as uncharacterized. Bases 1 to 1413 code for a protein of 470 amino acids. Gene Ontology annotation, molecular function: protein-lysine N-methyltransferase activity; protein binding. Gene Ontology annotation, biological process: peptidyl-lysine monomethylation; peptidyl-lysine trimethylation. The transcript has 6 exons. The record is from RefSeq and is a predicted model, not a curated record. Lineage: Eukaryota; Fungi; Basidiomycota; Pucciniomycetes; Pucciniales; Pucciniaceae.
AUGACCCAACAAACAAGCCAGGAAUGGAUCGACCUACUCGAAUGGCUGCAGAGGAACGAAACCAAUACGGGAGAAUUCAAAGCAACGAUGCGUUCAUCGACCAGCAAGGGUCGCAGCCUGGUAGCCACGGAGGACAUCGAAGAAUCGACAUCAAUCCUAUGCUUACCAAGAUCAGUCCUGCUAGAUACCAAGACGAUACCCCAAGAGUUCGUAGAGAAGCAUUGCUUGGAGCUCACUUCGACUCAAGCCUUGAGCCUAUUCCUGACGGUCUAUCGAUCGAGUCGACGGAACUGUGCAGACCCGGACCGAUUCGAAUACCCAUUUGGAUGCUACUUAUCUACCCUACCGGACGACCUAUCGGGGAUCCCAUUAGUAUGGCAACUCCGCGCGAUCUUUGGAAAGAUGGACGAGAUCGAUCCAACCGAUCUGGCCCAGCUCGAUCGGCUCCAAACUCAUGUCCGACCAGCCCCUCCUCCCACAGAUUCCAUCAAUCCCUUCGACUUCUACCAGCUCAUGACGCCUACCACUAUCAAUCAAGCCGAGGAGGUCCUGCUCCGGUUCAUCGAUGAUUGGGCCGCCUUGGUCCCGACCUUACGCGACUGUUAUCCUCAUGCUCGUCUUUGGGAUCUGCUUUGGGCGUGGCUAAUUGUUAAUACUAGAUGUGUAUCAUUCAACAUUGGAGCCAAGAAGAUGGCGGACAAUAUCUCACUAGCCCCAGCAUUUGACAUGGCGAACCAUUCGCCGAUCAGCAGAGUGACGGCGGUAGCCAAUGAGCAGACACUGACGAUGUAUUCGACGCAGCCUGCGGGGCUGGGCCCGGCGAACCCGGCCCUGAACUUCCCCCACUCGUCCCCAUCCGAUCAGCCCUGCAUGAUCAGGAAAGGCCAAGAAAUCACUUUCUCGUAUGGCCCCCAUGCCAACUCCACCCUCUUGACUGAGUACGGCUUCGUCGCCUCUGAACCUAAUCCUUGGGACUCUAUCGACGUCACCGACCAUAUCGUCGCCCUUUUCAAUCGCUCUGACCCUACUCAUCUCAAGAAGAUCGAACUGCUCAAGAAUACAGAUUACUGGGAGGACUACACGAUCCAAUGUGAUCCUCUAGAAAGCUCGCACCGGAACCUAGUAGCGUUGCGCUUACUGCACACGCCCGAGGGGCGACUCUCGGAAUGGGAGGCCCACAUUGACGGGCUAGCCGACGAGUUGAGCCGAGACAUCGAGCAAGCCGUCCGACGAACUCUGGACGAGCUCUUCGAUCAACUCCAGGCCAAGUCUCGCGCACUGGUCCAGAAACUCGAAGGACCAGACAUCUGCUUUGCCAAGUUCGGCUUGAGUGUUUACUCCGCUCAAUGCCUCGUAACUCUCGCUGCUAACGAGUUGAAGGCACUAUCUUCUUAUUCCCCUUCGACCGACUAA